AUGGGAGGUGACAGGAAUAAGCUUAUCUGGGAUAAGGAGAACUCGGGGUUUCUACUUCCUGGGCCAAUUCCAGAAUGGUUAGGCCAAAGACUAGCUACAUUACAGGUGCUUGAUCUCAGGUCUUGUUCAAUUUAUGGAUCAAUUCCUGACUCAUUGGGAAGUUUGUUUAGGCUUAAUUCUUUGCAUUUGUCUGAAAAUACGAUUACUGGGACAAUUCCAGCGGCAUUGGGGAAGCUGAAUUCCUUGUUACACGACAAUAGUUUCAGCUCUUCUGUUCCUGCUCAGCUGGGUAAUCUUUCUGCCUUGGUGGAGCUUGAUCUUGGUUACAAUUUUUUGUCGGGGCCAUUGCCUGAGGAUUUAGGACGCAUAAGUAGUUUACAGAAGUUGUUAAUUGGGAAUAAUGAGCUAGAAGGUGCUCUGCCAGCUAGAAUACUUUUGGAUCAAAAAUUUGUGGAAUUUGUAGUUCUCAGGAACAACAAAUUUGAUGGUAAAUUUCCUGAUGUCUUGCGGUCAGUGCCGCAUUUACUGUUUCUAGAUAUCUCUGAGAAUAACUUCACAGGUGAAUUGCCAAACCUUACUGCUUUCUCUGAUAAUGCCGGCACCAAGUUCAAUUUCUCAAACAAUUUGUUCUACGGAAAUAGCCUGCCAGAUCAGAGGAGUAUAAUGGACUGCCAAAAAUUUUAUGCCAAGAGAGGCCUUCAUUUUGAUGGCAACAAUGUUCCCGAGUCACCAGAACCUCCAAUUUCGGAACAUUCAAAGAAGAAAAACAAACUCACCUUUAUAUUGUGGAAAUGGAAGAGGAACAGCGAAGUCAGGCAUGUUUCAGUAAAGGAUAGUAGGCCACCUCCUCAGAUUCCUUUGUGCUUCUCAGGUCUUGGAGAAGAAUUUACAUACGAGCAAGUGCUCCAUGCCACAAAUAACUUCAGCGAAACAAACCUCAUCAAGCAUGGUCACUCUGGAGACAUAUUCCGUGGAACAUUAGAGGGUGGAAACCUAGUAGCCAUAAAGAGAGUUGAUUUACAAGUUCUCAAGAAAGGGAGAUGUACUUCGGAAUUGGAUCUUUUUGACAAGAUAAAUCACCCAAGGCUAGUCCAACUUAUUGGUCAUUGCUUAGAGCUUGAAAAUGAAAAGAUCUUGGUUUACAAAUAUAUGCCAAAUGGAGACUUGUCCAAUUCCUUUUACAGGGUUAACCAUUUGGAUGAUGAUUGUUUACAAUCUUUGGAUUGGAUCACACGAUUAAAAAUUGCAAUAGGAGCUGCUGAGGCUUUAUCUUACUUGCACCAUGAGUGUAAUCCUCCACUUGUCCACAGAGAUAUUCAAGCAAGCAGCAUCCUUCUUGAUGAUCAAUAUGAAGUACGACUUGGAAGUUUAAGUGAGUUUGCGCAAGGAGUGGAGAACAGUCAGCAAAGGAUUUCAAGAAUGUUCUGGAUGGCACAGACUCCUGAUAAAGGACCUUCAGGACCAUCUGCAAGUUGUGCUUAUGAUGUAUAUUGCUUUGGAAAGCUCUUACUUGGGCUUGUCUCGGGUAAGCUGGACAUCUGCAAUUUUGAAGAUGAGGGCUCUACAAAUGAGUGGUUGGAAAGCAAUCUAUCUUACAUCAGUAUACACGAAAAGGAACAGGUGGGUAAGAUUAUUGAUCAGUCUCUUAUCAUAGAUGAUGAUCUACUUGAAGAAGUGUGGGCUGUGGCGAUAGUGGCCAAGUCAUGCCUAAAUCCCAAGCCUUCCAGACGUCCCCUGAUGAGACACAUCCUCAGAGCACUGGAAAAUCCUUUCAAGAUUGUCAGGGAAGAAAAUUUCAGCUCUGGAAGGCUAAGAACAACAUCAUCCAGAAGUUAUUGGACCACUGCAUUCUUCGGUAGUUGGCAUCACAGCUCGUCUGAGAGUGCCAGUUUUCCAGGCCAAACAAGAAGAGAAGGUGCCAGUGAUCUAAAACAGACAGGGAGAGCGGGUCUCAUGGAAGUGGCAUGAAUGAAUACUCAUCUUCACACAAAAGGUCCUCGAGCGAGAUUUUCCCUGAGCCAGUGGAUAUUCAAGAUCUAGAGAAGCAGGAUGAGAACUAGGCAAGCUCCGAGUGAUGUUGCCAGUAAAUCUUUUCCCAUCCUGGUAUCGAGCAGUCCGUGUCAAUUUGUGUGCGUCGAAAGGCUUUAGGCUUGAAAGUUGCCUCCUCCUAAAGGUCAUUGAUUUAGAGCCUUCUACAACUUUGAUUCAUUUGGGGAUCCUCCAAGAAAAUGACGAUGAGCCUUUGGAUCCAAAUCAAAGAGGUUUGAAGCAAGCUAUGAUUCUUGCACUUGUCCUGCAUGAAAUGUAAUGUAAAUAGCCAUUCAAUGUAAUUACGAGCAUUAGUUUUUCACGAUCUCACGCAAAUUCAGAGGCAUCCAGCUAAAGUAUUUUGUUAUUAGUACAAUCGGAUUGAGAUAUCCAUCUCCACCAAUAAAACCGUUUUCUGAUGCUAGGAGACGAAAUAUCACAUGUAGAAACGGCAAAAGAUUGUUGAAGUUAUGUACGUAUAUACAUGGAGCAUAACGUGAGAACUUGAUAACGAAUGGUGGGCAGAAAACAAAAUAGGGAGUUGUGUGGCCUCGGGACUUCCCGUUUGUUCGAAUUUCACAAUGGCAAUGGCAAUGAGUAUCAAAAGUUCCUCAA
This is a messenger RNA of Coffea arabica (coffee), 2643 nucleotides long. Lineage: Eukaryota; Viridiplantae; Streptophyta; Magnoliopsida; Gentianales; Rubiaceae. The record is from RefSeq and is a predicted model, not a curated record.